Molecule: messenger RNA, 1565 nt
Organism: Sinocyclocheilus anshuiensis
Lineage: Eukaryota; Metazoa; Chordata; Actinopteri; Cypriniformes; Cyprinidae
Product: guanylate kinase-like
Exons: 9
Coding region: 91-762 (223 amino acids)
Biological process (GO): purine nucleotide metabolic process
Cellular component (GO): cytosol
Molecular function (GO): GMP kinase activity
Source: RefSeq, a predicted model, not a curated record
UUGUCACUGGCAGUAAGCUGUGGCAGUAAGUCUGUGAGUUAGAAACACACACUUACAUACUUCACCAUCUAACCUGCACAGACAAGAGAAAUGUCAGGACCCAGGCCUGUAGUUCUGAGUGGCCCAUCAGGAGCUGGAAAAAGCACCCUGUUGAAGAGACUCAUGAAAGAAUAUGAAGGGGUUUUUGGAUUCAGUGUCUCCCACACCACCAGAAAUCCUCGGCCAGGAGAGGAAGAUGGAAAAGGGCUGAAUUGUCUCCCAAUGCUUCUGGGGGCUACUUUACUUCCUGUAGCAGACGUCCUGUCCUCUGAGACAUCUGAAGAUUACCACUUUGUCAUCAGAGAGAAGAUGCAAGAGGGAAUUGACAAUGGUGAAUUCAUUGAGAAUGCAGAGUUUUCUGGGAACAUGUAUGGAACCAGCAAAUCAUCCAUAGAAGAUGUUCAGGCACAAAACCCCAUCUGCAUCUUGGAUGUUGACAUACAAGGAGUGAAAAACAUUAAAAAGACUGAUUUGAACCCCAUAUAUAUCUCCAUCCAGCCACCUUCAGUUGAGAUCCUGGAAAAGCGUCUGAGAGACAGACAAACAGAGACAGAGGACAGUCUACAGAAGCGUCUGGAGGCAGCGAGGAUUGACAUGGAGCUCAGUGAGGAACCGGGAGUUUUUGAUAUGGUAAUCAUUAAUGAUGACCUGGAAGAAGCCUAUGAGAAACUCAAAAGUGUUCUUAUUGAGGAAAUUGAGAAGGUGCAAGAUGCCAAGAAAUAGGAAAGGAAAAGCGGCACUUUUGACCAUUCUGCCCGACAACACAUGAAAGACAUGAAGACAUGAAGCCUUUUUUUCCAGCCUUGUACGGUGCAAUCAUGGUGUUGGUUCUCAUGUCAGACUCUAAAAACUAUUAACUUAAAUUGCUAAUCAAGAUGGGUGCUAUGUUCAAAGGAGUGUGCUAUAGAGCUUUUCUCUGUGGGUGAGAGAAAAUCUAUGCAUGUAUGUUAAAAACAUCUCACUUCAAUUGAAGACUCUUCUCUAUUAACUCUCUCGAGCAUGUUUGCACCUUGAAUAAUGAAGGGAGAAAACUGUAACAAAUACGAGUUCAGUUGAUGAUGAUAGUUUGUUUAUCAUCAGCAUGUUAGUUCUAUAGUAGAGAAAUGAUUGUUUUUAAUAUGUAUGAUCUUUGUAGAGAGCUAUUACAUCAUGUUUGAUUCUCAGUUAGCCUUCAACAUGUGAAUGUAUUCAGUUGAAUGAUUAGUUUGAGUUGCACCUUCAUGUUUCUAAACUUGUGUUGAAUAUAAAAUAAUAUCACUUUGGGUUAGCUGAAAUAAAAUAAAAUGAGCUACAGCUACAUUAAAUAAUUUCUCCAUUAUCGUUUUCCUAGUUCUCUUUUCUCUUUUAAUGUCAAAGUGAAAUAAAGUUAAUAAUCUCCUAAUUCAUUGUGUUAUAAAUAAAUGUAGCAUUAUAAUAUGCAAAGAUAUUAAACAUAUAAAUAACACGAAGCACAUUUUUACGCCUCUGACAUCAGUUGUUCCCAUUCCCAAACGCACACCGUAAGCGUCAGUAACCAUGGCAACUGC